Molecule: messenger RNA, 655 nt
Organism: Tachyglossus aculeatus (Australian echidna)
Lineage: Eukaryota; Metazoa; Chordata; Mammalia; Monotremata; Tachyglossidae
Gene: RPL13A
Product: ribosomal protein L13a
Exons: 8
Coding region: 16-627 (203 amino acids)
Biological process (GO): translation; negative regulation of translation
Cellular component (GO): cytosolic large ribosomal subunit; ribosome
Molecular function (GO): mRNA binding; structural constituent of ribosome
Source: RefSeq, a predicted model, not a curated record
GGGCGGCGGACGAAGAUGGCGGAAGGCCAGGUGCUGGUGAUAGACGGGCGCGGCCACUUGCUGGGACGCCUGGCAGCUAUUGUGGCAAAGCAAGUGUUGCUGGGACGCAAGGUGGUCGUGGUGAGAUGCGAAGGAAUCAACAUCUCCGGCAACUUCUACCGGAAUAAACUGAAGUACCUGGCAUUCCUGAGGAAGCGGAUGAACACCAACCCCUCCAGGGGGCCUUACCAUUUCCGGGCCCCGAGCCGCAUCUUCUGGAGGACGGUGAGAGGGAUGUUGCCCCACAAGACCAAACGUGGCCAGGCGGCCCUGGAGAGGCUCAAGGUGUUCGACGGGAUCCCCCCGCCCUACGAUAAGAGGAAGCGCAUGGUGGUCCCUGCUGCCCUCAAGGUGCUCCGGCUGAAGCCCACCCGCAAGUUUGCUUUCCUGGGGCGCCUGGCCCAUGAGGUUGGCUGGAAGUACCAGGCGGUGACAGCCACGCUGGAGGAGAAGCGGAAGGAGAAGGCCAAACUGCACUACCGGCGCAAGAAGAAGCUGACGAGGCUGCGCAAACAGGCAGAGAAAAAUGUGGAGAGCAAGAUCAACAAGUACACAGAAGUGCUGAAACAGCAUGGGAUCUUGGUCUAACCCUCCCAAUAAAAGGCUCUUUGACAGA